Molecule: messenger RNA, 1440 nt
Organism: Westerdykella ornata
Lineage: Eukaryota; Fungi; Ascomycota; Dothideomycetes; Pleosporales; Sporormiaceae
Product: medium-chain fatty acid ethyl ester synthase/esteras-like protein 1
Exons: 3
Coding region: 99-1394 (431 amino acids)
Biological process (GO): medium-chain fatty acid biosynthetic process; medium-chain fatty acid catabolic process
Molecular function (GO): monoacylglycerol lipase activity; acetylesterase activity
Source: RefSeq, a predicted model, not a curated record
CCGACUACAUUUCUAGAUAGACUUCCCCCGUUCCAUUCUUUUCUGCAUAUUCGUACAAGAAGUCCCUCGUUCUCUUGUUUUGUUGAUUCCACACCACCAUGUUCGACCCGUCCUGGCUCCUCGGCCAUGCCCGCACAACCUUCACCCAUGCCACCAACACCAUCCCUCUAAACACCAAGUCUGGCCGAAAAACCACACUCUCAGAUCUUGUCCGCGAUGUAACACCACCAUGUCGUCUCAACCCCUUACUCUUCAACGGCCAUUUGCAAACAAUGUGGACUGCCGUAAAGGAAGCCGGUCCCGCAAUCUACUACAAGCGCCGCGUCUUCCAGUCGACGCAUGCAGUCUAUCCGGGCCAAUUCGCUGUCGAUUUCGUUGUCCCCGUGCCAAAAGAGGGGGAAGUCUGGGAAGAGGACGAGAGUUUACCUGAAAGAACAUUCUACUUUUCGGAAGAGGAGUUUGAGCGGAUUGGGAGUGGGGAUGGGAAACCCAUGCUGGUGUGCUUGCAUGGGUUAUCAGGAGGAAGUCAUGAGGUUUAUUUGAGGCAUGUGGUUGCGCCUGUUACGGCUGAUGGGUGGGAGUGCUGCGUGGUAAACGCGAGAGGGUGCGCAAUGUCUAAGAUUACAACGCCUCAACUGUUUAAUGCGCGGGCGACAUGGGAUGUACGGCAGACGGUCAAAUGGUUGAGGAAGACGUUUCCAAAUCGACCACUGUAUGCUGUCGGAUUUUCGCUGGGCGCAAAUAUCCUGACAAACUACUGUGCCGAAGACGGAGACAAGUGCGAGCUGAAGGCGGCGAUAGCCUGCUCGAAUCCAUGGAAUUUGGAAGUGAGUCAUAGAGGAUUAUUGAGGAGUUGGUUAGGCAUGGAAGUAUAUCAGAGGACGAUGGGAAGUAAUAUCAUAAAGCUGUAUGCACAGCACAAGGAUGAGAUGCUGAAGAAUCCGAAGUUAAAGCAUGAGGACAUCAUGGCGUGCAGGUAUCUGUACGAGUUUGAUCGUGUUGUACAAGCUCCUACAUGGGGAUACCCAACGGAAGGAGCCUACUAUAGAGAUGCGCAGUCAGUAGAUGCAUUGACUGCUAUACGGAUACCUUUCCUAGGCAUCAGUGCGGAAGACGACCCAAUAUCCUCAGUGGAGGCCAUCCCGUAUGAAGAGUUCAAACAGAACCCGUAUGCCGUCCUGGUCACGACCAACUGGGGCGGUCAUCUGAGCUGGUUUCAGAUUGGCGGCAAGAGGUGGUUCGCCUCUGCAGUCGAAGCGUUUCUGCUGAAGAUGCACAACGACAUCGACUCGAGCGUGACUCCAAAUGUGAAUGGGAGUGCCAACAAUACCCGCCCGACGUCGAAGUAUCCGAUAUGGGACCCGAACAACCGAAGGUUACAGCUUCCGUUAUGAGGCGCGAAGCCACGUAGAUAGAACCAGGGUAUCAUAGAUGUGAACA